Messenger RNA from Impatiens glandulifera, 1208 nucleotides. Its product is annotated as carboxymethylenebutenolidase homolog. Gene Ontology annotation, molecular function: hydrolase activity. The coding region runs from base 92 to 1105 and encodes 337 amino acids. The record is from RefSeq and is a predicted model, not a curated record. Lineage: Eukaryota; Viridiplantae; Streptophyta; Magnoliopsida; Ericales; Balsaminaceae. The transcript has 3 exons.
ACUGUUUUAACAAAUUAAAUUAAAAAAGUAAAUUAUUUGUUAUAAAGUUGAAGAUAUUUUUAGUUUGUCAGUCCAUUCAAAUUGAGAUAGAAUGAGGACAUCCACGGUUACCACCACCACCUGUAACGAUAUCUUCCUCCGUAACCGCCGCCAACCUGAUCUCUAUCACUAUCGUCUCCGCCGCCAAUUGUCAACAGUCUUCUGUUUUCAUAAUCAUCGUCAUCAUCAGCUCUUACUCUCUAGGACGUGCACCAUUCGAAUUCCAUCAUCAUCUUCAUCUGCAAUACUAACAUACUCUGCCUGCAAAGCGUCAUCGUCGUCAUCAUCAUCGAACAGCCAAAUAAAGGUUGAAGAAGAAGAUGAAUCAUGUGAACUUGUGAAUGGGAUGGAACUUUCUAUUUCAACUGAUGAUGAGUUGGAUAGUGGUAGUAGUAAUGUCAGCAUUAGGGCAUAUUUUCUUCAAGCAGUCAAGAACAAUAAUGGUAUAGGAAUCUUGCUUCUUUCCGAUAUCUUUGGUUUCGAAGACUCCUCUACUAGAGAUUUUGCAUAUCGUGUUGCCUGUAAUGGAUACAAUGUGCUUGUACCGGAUCUCUUUCGUGGCGAUCCAUGGGCAAAAGACAAGCCAAGAGAUCUAUUCGAAAGCUGGCUAUCCAAGCAGGACACAACAAGGGUAACAUCUGACAUAAUUGCAUCGUCGAAAUGGUUGUUGGAUGAAUUCGAAGCUGUAGGAAUUUCUAAAAAGCUAGGACUCAUCGGUUUUUGUUUUGGUGGGGGGAGAGUUGUUGAUGUUCUUGCACGUGACAAAGGCAAGAGUUUUAGAACCGGGGUUUCGUUCUAUGGAACAAGGAUCGACACCUCUGUUGCAACGGAUGUGAAGGUGCCGAUACUGUUUAUCGUGGGCGAUAAUGACCCUCUUUGUCCAAUCAAUGAUUUGGAAGGUAUUGUAAAGAAGAAUGAGAAUGGGAAGAGUUUGGCCAUCUUUAAAGGAAGAGGCCAUGGAUUUGCACAUAGACCUCAAACUCCUGAAGAAGAUGAUGAUGCAGAACAAGCUUUUAUGAAAAUGAGAAGUUGGUUACAAAAUAGCUUUGCUGCUGAAGAAACCUAAUUCAAUUCAGGAGUUUGCAUUUGUAAUAAAAACCAUCUUAUUUUGCUAGUGUGACGACAAUGUUUUGUUUUUCAAUGAUAUAAACUUGAAAACAAAGCUCCAA